This is a messenger RNA of Eurytemora carolleeae, 2348 nucleotides long. RefSeq names its product transcriptional regulator ATRX. The record is from RefSeq and is a predicted model, not a curated record. The transcript has 10 exons. NCBI's taxonomy places the organism in Eukaryota, Metazoa, Arthropoda, Copepoda, Calanoida, Temoridae. The coding region runs from base 1 to 2244 and encodes 747 amino acids.
AUGGUUAAGAAAACCCGAAAAAAAAUUGGAAAGAAAUUGUCUGAAGGGAGGGAAGGCCAAGAAGCCAUGAACCCCGUGGAAAAUCUCCGAACCCUGUGGAAUGGUCUCCGAACCCCGUGGAGAGUCUCCGAACCCCGUGGAGGAGGAUUGAUGAAGGAUCUAUUUGGAACUGACGAAUCUGAAGAUGAAAUUGUUGGAAACAAUAAUUCAUCACCCUGUUCUAACAAAUCUCUGCUUAAACAGAAAACGAAAAGUUUUAACAAAAGGGAAGCCAAGAAAACCGUGAUUAACCCUGUUCAAGAGAUUCAAAUCCUUGCUGUUAACAAGAGUUCUAAAAGUCCAUUAAGGCCAAGUAGUUAUGCACAAAACCCACAGUCUGAAACUCUCCCUUCAUCAGAAUCUGGUUCUAAGAAGGAUGAAUUCAAGUAUUUAUCGUACAAACUGGUCAAAUCUAGUAAACGUCAGUUAACCCAGGAUCUAUUUGAUUCGUCCUGUUCAUCCGAGCUAGAACCAACCACCCAGAAACCUUGGAGGAGGACAAAAAAGGAACACGCUGAUCCAAGUGGUUCGAAAAAAGGAGGAGAACACGCUAAUCCAAGUGGUCCAAGAAAAGUAGGAGAACAUGCUAAUCCAAGUGGUACAAAAAAAGUAGAACACGCUAAUCCAAGUGGUACAAAAAAAGUAGGAGAACACGCUAAUCCUAGUGGCCCAAGAAAAGAAGGAGAGCACGCUAAUCCAAGUGGCCCAAGAAAAGAAGGAGAACACGCUAAUCCAAGUGGCCCAAGAAAAGAAGGAGAACACGCUAAUCCAAGUGGCCCAAGAAAAGAAGGAGAACGCACUAAAACAAGUGGUUUUAUAAAAGUAGGAGAACACGCUAGUUCAAGUGGUCCAAGAAAAUUAGGAGAUCACGCUAAUUCAAAUGGUCCGAGUAAAGGAAGAGAACACACUAUUCCAAGUGGUCUUAGAAAAGAAGGAGAACACGCUAAUCCAAGGGGUCCGAGAAAAGUAAGAGAAAAAGACUGUCCAGGUUCAAAUGGUCCAGGAAAAGUAAAAGAACAUCAUCAUUCGAAUGGAUUUAAGUCUGAAAAAUCAACGAUGGGAUCAGUCAAAAAUAAGAAAAUUAAGGUUCCUUCCAAUGAUAUCCCUCAAAAGUUUUCAAUUUUCGGAAAUGAAAAAUCAUCUUUGAAAGUAAACUGUUCAGUAAGUGAAGACUCCAAAAAGAACAUUACUAAAUCAUCCAUGAAGAAGUACAAAAAUGCUAUUCUUAAACCCUCACCCCAGUCCCGGUCAGAUUCAGCGACCAAGGCUGAAUUUAGUUUCUCAAUCGCCGACAAGGAAAUCUAUGCUGAGAGAAAAAAGACAAAGAAGAUCCUGGAGUUAAAAACGGAGAGUAUUGAACCUAAACUCGGCUCGAGCGUGUUCGAAUAUAUCGAGGAUGAAGAAACCGCUAAAAUAAGAAAAAAGUUGGAAAAACAAGCUCUCAACAAAGAAAUCAAAGCACGACUCAAACAAAAAGAAAGAAAAUCGAACUCAAAAUCUCUUUUGCACAACACUGAUCGUUCCUCUCAAUCUGAAGCAGAAGAAUCAAAUCCAACUCCCGCCAAAAAAUCCCGGAAAAGUAAAGCUAAACCCCGCGAGAAAACACAAGAAAAAAGUGACACUUUGGAUUCCAAGUUCAUUGAUGAAAUGUUUCAGCUAAUAGGAUCUCCUUCUGGAUCCGACCCAGGAUGGGACGAUAUUGAGCACGAGUUUGAUGCUAACCUAGAGGAGGAUAUCAGGAAGAUUGAUGAAUAUCUUGAGGCUGCAAGGGUUGAGGAGGUGGAGUACCAGAAAUAUCUCCUGGAAAAUACUGGGUUUAGGAAUAGGCUGGAGACGGAGCUAACCGAACCUGUUCUUAGAAAACUAUUUAACAAGAACUUACAGUUCUUCAAGGAUAUUUGGUCUGGGAAGGGUAAGAGUGUCCGACACGACCAGUAUGCCCGGGGAGGUGCAGACAGACAGGAGUUAAGGUUUAGUAUGAUUACAGAUCCGUACACGGAGCUACAGCUGGAUUGGGUUCUAGACGAGAUUUCUAAGGUUUGGAUGCGGAAUGCGGAGGAGAGAAGGGAUAACAACGAUUAUGUUUGGAAGGUUCUGCUCCCGGAGGUUUUUAUCAAGCUCUAUAUGGAUCACUUCUCUAUGGAGAAGGGUGAGGCGGAGAAACGAAUCCGGAAUACUCCACUCCGUGAGGAAGACGACUUUUGAUGAAUCAGCAAAUCAAAGCUGCGUGAUCUCGGUACAGGGUUUUUAAUCAAAUCUCAGCUCUUUUUAAGAAUCGCCUGAUACAAUAAAUGUUUAUUUUUCUGUUA